GUUUGCUUAGCUGAACUGCACGCCAUGAUUUACUGUGGGAAUUAAGGAGCAACACUUUGUUUAUAAGGCUGCAUUCGGCUUGUCAUUAAGCAGCAUCUCCACAAACAGUCAUGAAAUUUAAAAAGCAUUCGGUAAUGUGCAGGGUAUGAGCUGUCAGACUCUAAGAUGCUGACAAGUAAGACGACAGAGGUAGAAGAUAGGGUACUGAUGUUGCAUUUCUAUAUUGCUCUGUGCUGCACUUUGUCUCUCUGCGUGUGUGCACAGGAGUUUAACAUCACUCCACUAGAUCCUGCUGUUUGCGCUGGUGCCGAUGUCACAUUCAGGUGUUCGUCCGCGGCUGACAAGAUGUCUCAACUGAAACAAAUACAACCGAUUAUAUUACGCGAAGUUGAAGGGGAUACAGACUUGAAGUUAAUCAAUCAACACACAUCUGAGCUUACACUGUAUAAUGUGACAAAUAAAGAUGAUAAGUUACUUGUGUGUUGUAGUUUGGUUCACGGCGACUGUGACAUACUUUUAGCUUCGACACUGAAUGUAUACCCGUUACCCGAGAAGGUGCAUAACUUCAGUUGCCUUGUCGAGAAUUACAACUCGAUGAACUGUUCUUGGAACUACGGGAAAAUUUAUGGACCAUUUAAAGAACCAGAGGUGGCACUGCAAUGGAGAAUGCAGAAUGAUUCAUCAUGGAAGGAAUGUUCGAAUCUCAACACAAGAUAUGGUUACUGUUACUGGGAUACCUCUCAUUUCAUUAUGAAAAAAAUGCAGAUAAGACUUACCUUAACCCAGCCGUGUGAAGUUAGUGUCGUAUCAGAUUUCCAAAUAGACACUUCGAAGAUAGUGAAACCAGAUCCAGUUGUUGCCCUUUCAAGUAAGGUGUUAAAUAGCACUUGCAUUCAAAUAGUGUGGAGUAAUACAGUUAAUAUAUACAGAAAAGAACACAGAGUAAUUGUAUCCAGUAAAUGGAGAGAUAACCGAGAAUUACGUAUUAAUAGUACAGCUGAUACAGAAAAUCUUUCACAAAGAAGAACGUUUUGCAACCUACAUCCACAUACGUACUACACUUUUACCGUAAGCACACAGCCUACUGGCCAACAAGCAGGGUUUUUCAGCGAUCCGAAGGCUAUAGUUGCUCUGACAUAUUCGGACAAGCCAAGUACCAGUCCGAAGGUUACAAAAGGUGGCUAUCAUUGGCAUCGCAUGGAAUGCGAAGGAAAUAGCAAUAUAAGGCGUGUUUGCAUAUUUUGGAAGCCUCUCAAGGAGGAGGAUAAAAAUGGUGAUAUCAAAGGCCUGCAUGUAACAUUUACUGCGGUUCAAAGAAACGGACCAACUUUCCAAGAGGACUGGCCUGGAGAUUUGACAUAUGGUUGUGUUAAUGGCUUGCUUUGUAACACGGCGUAUACUUUCACUAUAAAGGCAGAAAACAUCAAUGGUACAUCUGAACAAGGAUCCACAUUGUAUAUAUCAUCUGCAAACUCGGGCAUACCACAGCCAACGUUCAUUGUGGAGUCAAACAACGAGAACCAACUAUAUGUCAGCUUGGCAAAUGUGGAGAGAAUUAAUGCUGAUGGCUUCGUUGUAGCAUGGUGUCGCAAUCAUAACGGCGGUUGUAAGAGUGACCACGAAGUUCAAUGGAAGCGUUUCCCUUGGAAUACAAGAGAAGUUGUUAUACAAAUAGAUCCAACAAAGUCACCCCAAGACUUCUUGUACGGUGUGAGUGUAUUAACAGAGCAAGGCAGCAGUGGUGUAGAGUGGCAAGAUUGUGUCUACAUGAAAAACAUCAAACCCAAGAGGGAACCACGCAAUGUGGCAGUGUCAGCAGGGCAGGAAGAUAAUUCUCUGGUAGUUACGUGGGAUAAACUGACAUGUAAAUCAGAUGAACCUUACAUAGCCAUGUAUAAUGUUCGAUACAACAAACUUGGUGAUGAAUACCGCAAAUCACAAACUGUAACAGCGUCAGGUGAAGCAAGACUUGUAAUGGAAGACUUAGAAGAGGAUCAGAUAUAUGAAGUUACCGUUAGAGGAAUUACAAAAGAUGGAGGUUUUGGACCAGAUAGUGAACCCAGGACGGGAAUUCCAUUAAAUAAAAGUUUGAAAACUGGAACAAUCGUCGGCAUAUCCGUGACUGCAUUUCUGUUUGUUGUAUUAUCUGGAGUUGGUUGUUACUGCGUGAUAAGCGGAUGUACGAAGAAAGCAAAGUACGCCAUUAAUGAGGCGGCAAAAAUAACUAUCCCUGGUCUAAAUAAUAACGAUGUCAAUACACCAAGCGAAGGUACAUCAGUCGACUGCGAUCCAAGUUAUAUAUUAGCUGCACGCUUUUAUAUGUUUGCCUGUUCUUUUCUGAAAGCUGCUGUGUUGCCUGGUUUGGUGUCAACAAGUUCAAAGUUGCGUUAG
Mercenaria mercenaria is the source of this 2391-nucleotide messenger RNA. Its product is annotated as interleukin-6 receptor subunit beta-like. Gene Ontology annotation, molecular function: protein binding. NCBI's taxonomy places the organism in Eukaryota, Metazoa, Mollusca, Bivalvia, Venerida, Veneridae. The transcript is spliced from 17 exons. The record is from RefSeq and is a predicted model, not a curated record. Bases 166 to 2391 code for a protein of 741 amino acids.